UUCGAAGAACUAUCAUCAAGUAAAUUGAACACUAAAUUCUACUAAAAGAAUUAUACACAUCUCUUAGUACACAAUUUUAAAUUAAAAGUUGAAUUUCAAGUAGCGAAUAAUUAUGAAGUUGUUCUCUAUAUUCGUUCUAUUGUCAGCUUGGCUGCUUUCUGCUCAAGCUGCCAAGUCCGACUAUAAUAUCUUUUGCUACUGGGAUGGCCAAUCCAAUAUGCGCAAGUAUCGUAGUGUUUAUCAAUAUUGGGAUGUCAAUACGAAAUUUUGCACUCAUCUGGUUUAUGGCUCAACCUUGGGUUUAGAUCCCGCUGGCUCCGGCAACGUGGAGUUUGAAUAUCCAGAGGAAUAUAUUGAUUUCAAUCAUAUGGCUAAAUACAAGAACCUUAAGAACGUUCAAAUCAAAUCAAUAAUCUCGAUUGGCAACUGGCGGGAUCAAUCGUCCUUGAUUUCCGAAAUGAUAUCAGAUACUCGCAAGCGAGAUCAAUUCUACACAUCACUCAUUGGUGUGCUCUAUAAGACUGGUGUUCAGGGCGUACAGAUCAAUUGGCAGUUUCCAGCUCAUCGUCACAUGCACUCCAAGGAUCGAGAGAACUUUGUGACAUUUCUGCACGAGCUGAAGAUUGUUCUAGAUGAGCACAAGUUUAUGCUCAUGGUCGCUGUCUCUGCUCGGCUGGAUGAGAAAACUCUGGCUGCCUAUGAUAUUCCCAGCAUAAUGAAAUAUGCAGAUUUUGUUAGCCUGCUUGUGCACAACCAUCAGGAUCCCUACAGUCGCCAAUUGAGCUACAAUGCUCCACUUUCAGGAGAUAAGCUGAAGAGUGUUGAGAGCUGUGUCGCCCACUGGGUGAAGCACAGCAAGAUGCCCUCGAAACUGCUACUGGCUAUUCCAUUGUUCGGACAGACCUACACAAUGGCCUCCUCGAACACAACUGUGGGCUCAGCUAGCAAGGGACCUGGCCGACAGCAACAAGCUUCAUUGCGUCCGGGUUACACAACCUUUGGCGAAUUUUGCACCCAAUCUGGCAAAUGGCAAAGGAAAUUCGAUAAUGUGACCCAAGUGCCUUAUGCUUAUAAGGACGAUCAGUGGAUUAGCUACGAAGAUGGACGCAGCAUCAGUGCCAAGACACAUGUGGUGGAGCAGCAGCAUCUCGGUGGUGUCCUCGUUAUGUCCCUUGAUGCCGAUGACACCCAAGCAGCAUGUGGUGAACGCUUUGCCUUGUUGCGUGUUAUCAUUUCAGUCAUUGGGGAUCCAGAUUCUUUGACCACGCAGGCAGCAACCACAGAGUCCACCGGUCUCUGUCCUCGCGAUGGUUUCUUCCGCAAUAUGUGGGAAUGCGAUUUAUACUACGAGUGUCGCGACACCAAGCGCUUUGAUUAUGAAUGCGUCAAGGGAUAUUAUUUCGAUGAGAAGCUCGGCGAAUGUCAGCCAGCUAGCCAGGUUGAGUGCAAGCAAAACUUUGUCACCUGGCGACCAGGUCAGAAGCUGUACAACUUUAAGAAUCUGCCUCUGAAUCUGAAGAUUGUGCAGUAG
Molecule: messenger RNA, 1531 nt
Organism: Drosophila nasuta
Lineage: Eukaryota; Metazoa; Arthropoda; Insecta; Diptera; Drosophilidae
Gene: Cht12
Product: Chitinase 12
Exons: 4
Coding region: 113-1531 (472 amino acids)
Biological process (GO): chitin catabolic process; carbohydrate metabolic process
Cellular component (GO): extracellular region
Molecular function (GO): chitin binding; chitinase activity
Source: RefSeq, a predicted model, not a curated record